UAAUUAAAUAAGGUUUAUAGUGUUGUGUCAUGCUAUUAAAAAUCAUUGUUGCAAAUCGCAAGACAAAUUUUCAAACAAAAAGUCAAUGUACUGAAUAGUAUUACGUUCUUAUUUUUUCCAGGAAUUCCGAAAAUGGUUUCUCCUUCACAAACUCCGGCUUCACGUGUAAUCAUUUCAUUAAUUGGCAUUGCAGCAAUCAUUGGUAAUGUACUUGUUCUCUGGGUUUACUACAGAAGACGAAACAAAUCAGUGAAAACCGCAUUCGAUAUAUUCAUCAUCAACCUAGCCGUGUCAGAUUUACUCGCUGGAAUUUUUAUUCUUUUUGGUCGGUUCGUUUUUCAGCCUCAGAUCCCAGAAAAUUACGAAAGUGCAAUGACGUAUUGCUACCUGUUAUGGGGAGGUUUUAUCCUAUUCGGCUGUGGGCUUGUGUCUGUUUACACAUGCUUAGUGUUGACAAUCGAGCGUUGGUUGGCGAUAAUGAAACCUCAUUUCUUUCGAAGGAUAAGAGCCAAACAUGCCAUAGUCACAAUAAUAGCUGUCUGGACCUGGUCUUUUCUUAUAAAUUCCACAGUGUUUUUCAGCGUCAAAGCGAACUUCGAUACACGAUCUUGCUACUGGGUGGACCCCAAAACAGGACGAGCCUUCUUCGCCUUCAUAGAAAUCAGCAUGUCCAGUGUCCUACCAUUUUCAAUUAUUAUCGUUCUCUACGCUCACAUCUACUACAAAGUUCGCCAUAUGAAGCAUUUAAAGGGAGGCAAAGAAGACUUCAAGAGACGACUCACCAUUAUAGCUUUGGCAGCUUCAGUGGCUCUAAUUGUUGGAUGGUUGCCAACUAAAAUCAGUUUCAUGCUGAGGUAUACAAAUGUUGGAGGGAAACAUCUUGGACAAGCUGCUCAUUUGGUCUUUAUAAUGUUAGCAUUAAGCAAUAGCUUUAUCAAUCCAAUCCUGUACGGAAUAUACAGCUCGAAGUUCAGAGAUGAAUAUAAAGAAGUGCUAAGUGACAUACUGUGCAAGUUGACAAAUUGUACUGAUGAAGGGGAGGAAGAUACAGAAAUGACAAGUGAUAAUUAGAACAACCGUGCGCAUGCAUGCAGAUUUUUUAAAACUGCCUUUUCGAACUUGCAAACUCAAUUUGUCAGAUAAGGCCAAUAGACUAUGCUAAUUAAAUUUGUUCUGUACAGCGAUUUGAUGAAAUGUUUAGCUACAAUAGCUAUACGAAAACCAUGAUAGCGCUUUUGGUAUCUUUGUUGAAAAGUAAACAAAAAUAUUCUGUACUGAAAUAUAAAGUAUUGUAUUUUGUAGUCUCAAACCUUAUCACAAUAUAGAACUGAAAUAUUUGUCUAAAGACGUAGUGCUCCAAGUCCAAUAGCCAAAGAAACGUUACUGAUUGCAGCUAUUGAAAACAGUUCUCGAAUGUAUAGCUAUUAUAGUUAACUAUACCAUUAAUGGUUAACAAACCAAUGAAGCUCAUUAGCUAUGUCUAGGAAAUAAGCAAAAUGUAGUCUUUCGUGCAUGGUAAGGUGUGUAAUGUAUUAUCGACAAAUAUAACAAUGACGUACAGUGUUUAAAUUAACUUAUUGUUCAAAUUACGAAUUUCCAUUUGUCCAUGCCUGCACAUGGAGAAAGAUUGUCAAACACACGCACGCGCGUGCAUGCCGACUAUAAAGCCCAUUUUGCACUGAGCGAAUUAAUUUGUUCGCGCGAACAGAAAAAUAAUAGGAAUUGAUCCAACUCUUUUGGGUCAUUGAUCCAACUUCACAUUGCCAAGAUUUGUCUUUCGCUGCGGCUUCACCUCGCGCGAACAAAUUCGUCUAUAUGCAUGGCUAUAGGAAAAUGGUCUUAACGAACACAUUUUUCCAUGAUUAAGCAAGGUAAACUGAAUCUCGAUAAUAUCUUAGACAAUGAGUUUUAUGCAUUCCCAUGCAUCGAGUUUUACAAGCUCGUAUUCUAUAAUUAACUAUACUUUGACUAAAGAAGAUGUAUAUAUAUAUAUUACUUAACUACUAAUGAUAACGCAGUGUUGGGUUCAAAGUAUU
Molecule: messenger RNA, 2036 nt
Organism: Paramuricea clavata
Lineage: Eukaryota; Metazoa; Cnidaria; Anthozoa; Malacalcyonacea; Plexauridae
Source: the annotation of a GenBank genome assembly